ACAGUCACCACGGUCAUCGUUCGCGCGUACACCGGCGCGCCGCUCAUGUUCCAGACCCGACACCGUGCUGUUCGGCCUGGCCUGCGAGCGCGGCGCCGACGGAGCACGCGAACACGCCGGCCUGGAGGAUGGCGGCCGGCUGUUCGGCCGCCCACGGCCAAGCUCGCCCGGGCCAGUCACCUCCCGAGGUGCGAAACGUUUUUCUUUUUCUUUUCUCACCCUCCACAGGAACAGAAAGCUACCCAAUCCUCACCCCCGACAGAGACGGCAGCGGCGGCGCGCGUCGAGCUAGCACCGAGCGAUCUCCUGGUAGCACCAAGCCGGCCAAGAUAACAAGCACAGCAGCCCCCUUUCUCUCCCUCAAAAAUCAGAGUGAGCAUGGUUCAUCCAUUUGAUUGUGUUCCCAGCUGAGGCUGCUGGGUCACCUGCCGGAACAGCGCCUGGAAAAAUGGCGUCCACCCUUCUCCCGACCUUAUUGCCGCCUGUUUCACGCACCGCCGCCUUCCUCCUCCGAACCCCAUCACAACCCUUCCGCUAUCACCAUCCACUUUUCCGCAGCCUCCUCGCCUCAGCUUCCUCCCCAUCAACCUCUCCUACUCCACGCGCCCUCGUUACCAUGGCCUCUGCAGCUAUCCCCGCCCGCCGGGAUCUCCUCAUGCUCGGCAUUGAGACCAGCUGUGACGACACCGCCGCCGCUGUGGUUAGAGGCGACGGGGAGAUCCUUAGCCAAGCGAUUUCUUCCCAAUCAGAUUUGCUUGUGAAAUGGGGCGGGGUCGCUCCUAAGAUGGCCGAAGAAGCUCACGCGCUUGCAAUCGAUCAGGUUGUUCAGAAAGCACUCGAUGAUGCAAAUGUGUCAGAGAGUGAUCUUUCUGCUGUGGCCGUGACCAUUGGACCAGGACUUAGUCUAUGCCUUAGAGUUGGUGUUCACAAAGCUCGGAAAAUAGCAAAAGUAUUUGGCUUGCCUAUUGUUGGAGUUCACCAUAUGGAGGCACAUGCAUUAGUUUCCAGGCUGGUGAACAAGGACCUUAAUUACCCAUUUUUAGCUCUUCUAAUUUCAGGAGGACACAAUCUUCUUGUUCUCGCUCAGAACCUUGGUGAGUAUGUUCAACUGGGGACUACUAUAGAUGAUGCAAUUGGUGAGGCAUAUGACAAGGCAGCAAGAUGGCUGGGUCUUGAUAUCCGGAAAGGUGGUGGUCCUGCUCUUGAAGAGCUUGCCCUAGAAGGUGAUCCAAAUUCUAUUAAUUUCACAGUUCCGAUGCGACAACACAAAGAUUGCAAUUUCUCUUAUGCUGGUCUGAAGACUCAAGUUCGAUUGACUAUUGAAUCCAGAAAUCUGUGCACAGAUGAUAUCCCCAUUUCUUCCGCAACAGAAGAAGACAGACAACUAAGGGCGAACAUUGCCGCCUCUUUCCAGAGGAUUGCUGUUCUGCAUUUGGAGGAUAGAUGCCAGCGAGCAGUUGAAUGGGCAUUGAAGAUGAAACCUUCUAUUAAAAACUUUGUUGUUUCAGGUGGUGUUGCUUCUAACCAGUAUGUUAGGACCCGCUUGAAUCAUAUUGCUGAGAAGAAUGGCCUACAGCUCGUAUCCCCUCCCCCAAGUCUAUGUACCGACAAUGGUGUCAUGAUUGCUUGGACUGGAAUCGAGCACUUUGUUGCAGGUAGAUUUGAAGAUCCACCUCCCGCUGAUGAGCCUGAUGAUAUGCAGUAUGACUUGCGUCCAAGAUGGCCACUUGGCGAGGAAUAUUCAGAAGGAAGAAGUGUUUCACGAUCACUGAAGACGGCUAGGAUCCAUCCAUCACUUACAUCCAUGACACAGAGCUCUCUCCACAACUAGUCUGGUCAGAUCAUUGAUCUUUGCUUUUUGCUGCCGUUGAGUUCCACAUCAUCCAGUUUUGGGACCUUUACCUGGGCAGCGCAGCUCAACUUUAUUUGUCAUUGCAGUAAUUAGCUGCAAAGGCAUGAGCUGACUAGCAGUUCAUCUGUUCAGUUCACAUAGAAGUUGUUUACCACGCCAUGACCUGAUAUUUGAGCAUCCAUGUUAAAUGAUUGCAGUCAAUGGGUGUAUUUAUAGGAUACCAAUUACUCCUUCCAUUCCCAAAUAUAAGACUUUUUAGAGAUUCCAAUACGGAAUACAUACGGAGCAAAAUGAGUGAAUCAACACUCUAAAAUACGUCUAUAUACAUCCGUAUGUAGUCUGUAUUGAAAUCUCUAAAAAGACCUAUAUUUAGAAACAGAGGGAGUAUUACUUUUCUAGUGUUAUAUGUGUAAAUAACUGAAGAGUAAACAUGUAUUUGUUGUUAUGUAUUAUUCUUUAUGAUUA
Molecule: messenger RNA, 2317 nt
Organism: Triticum aestivum (bread wheat)
Lineage: Eukaryota; Viridiplantae; Streptophyta; Magnoliopsida; Poales; Poaceae
Product: probable tRNA N6-adenosine threonylcarbamoyltransferase, mitochondrial
Exons: 15
Coding region: 449-1831 (460 amino acids)
Biological process (GO): tRNA threonylcarbamoyladenosine modification
Cellular component (GO): mitochondrion
Source: RefSeq, a predicted model, not a curated record